AUGACUUCUCCUGAUGCAAACAUCGAUGACGAGGAUCUCACUGUACACGCAUGCUGCGCGCCCAUCCAGAACUUGGUUCGACCUAUUGAUUUCAGUGAACUAGAUGAGGGAGAACGACCCUUCUUUCACUGGCCUAUCUUUGGCUUAUGUGUAUACGAUGUAGCUUUCCUCUCAUAUCUUCGACUAUCAGUUUAUAUGGCCAUCGUCUCAGUAGCCAUCACGCUCUCAUUCCAUCUCAAGAAUGAGGCUACACCGUUGGAACUACGCAUGGCGAAGCCGCUCGGUACGAUAUUCUGGGCUCUUUCUGUUAUGACGCUCUGUGCGGGAAUGGCAAAUUACAUAAGAACGGUAAACAAGUACAGUAACCGGGCCGCCAUCGUACAGAUUGGUUGGAAGACACAUGCGGUAUUCAGUCUCACGGCUGUAUCCAUCAUAGGAACGUGUAUCAUCCUGCUAGUCAUUGCCAAAGUCCGCGAGUCAACCUCCAAUGCGUAA
This is a messenger RNA of Fusarium coffeatum, 495 nucleotides long. RefSeq lists its product as uncharacterized. The transcript has 5 exons. The record is from RefSeq and is a predicted model, not a curated record. NCBI's taxonomy places the organism in Eukaryota, Fungi, Ascomycota, Sordariomycetes, Hypocreales, Nectriaceae. The coding region runs from base 1 to 495 and encodes 164 amino acids.